This is a messenger RNA of Morus notabilis, 3712 nucleotides long. RefSeq names its product protein CTR9 homolog. Gene Ontology annotation, molecular function: RNA polymerase II complex binding. The transcript has 24 exons. Gene Ontology annotation, cellular component: Cdc73/Paf1 complex. The record is from RefSeq and is a predicted model, not a curated record. Gene Ontology annotation, biological process: regulation of DNA-templated transcription. NCBI's taxonomy places the organism in Eukaryota, Viridiplantae, Streptophyta, Magnoliopsida, Rosales, Moraceae. The coding region runs from base 184 to 3459 and encodes 1091 amino acids.
CGUAAAAAUUAAGAAGAAGUCCAAGUCAGUCUCCAACUACAACCACAGACCAGUGUGACAAAGGAAGUCGAGGAUCCAAAACACACCCCCACACACUGGCCUUCACAAUUCUCUCCAAUUUCAGAAUUCUCACAAAGAAUCGCGAAAUCUCGACGGAGCUAGGGUUUCGGCUGCCGGAGAACAAUGGCGUCCGUGUACAUUCCGGUGCAGAACUCGGAGGAGGAAGUGAGAGUCGCUCUCGAUCAGCUCCCCAAAGACGCUUCCGACAUCCUCGACAUCCUCAAGGCCGAGCAAGCCCCUCUCGAUCUCUGGCUCAUCAUCGCGAGAGAGUACUUCAAACAAGGAAAACUCGAACAAUUCCGGCAGAUUUUGGAGGAAGGGUCAAGUCCUGAAAUUGAUGAGUACUACGCUGAUGUUAGAUACGAGAGAAUUGCAAUAUUGAAUGCUUUAGGAGCGUACUAUAGCUACCUUGGAAAGAUUGAGACUAAACAAAGAGAAAAGGAGGAGCAUUUCAUCUUGGCCACGCAAUACUACAACAAAGCGUCGAGAAUCGACAUGCAUGAGCCUUCUACUUGGGUUGGAAAAGGUCAGCUUUUACUAGCUAAGGGGGAAGUAGAGCAGGCAUCUGCUGCAUUUAAGAUUGUUUUAGAUGGAGAUCGUGAUAAUGUUCCAGCCCUCUUGGGUCAGGCAUGUGUUGAAUUCAACCGUGUACGCUAUUCGGAUUCAUUGGAGUUGUAUAAGAGGGUCCUGAAAGUAUAUCCCAAUUGUCCUGCUGCUGUAAGACUUGGCAUAGGUCUAUGUCGUUAUAAGUUGGGUCAAUUUGAAAAAGCUCGACAGGCAUUUCAAAGGGUUUUACAGUUAGAUCCUGAAAAUGUUGAGGCUCUUGUUGCACAAGCAAUUAUGGAUUUAAAUACACAUGAAGCUACUGGAAUUAGAAAAGGGAUGGAAAAAAUGCAGAAAGCUUUUGAGAUAUAUCCUUACUGUGCAAUGGCUCUAAAUUAUUUAGCAAAUCACUUUUUCUUCACGGGUCAACACUUUGUGGUUGAACAACUGACUGAAACUGCACUUGCUGUUAGCAACCAUGGACCGACAAAGUCACAUUCUUACUACAAUUUAGCACGAUCUUACCAUAGCAAGGGGGACUAUGAAAAGGCUGGGUUGUAUUACAUGGCAUCUGUCAAGGAAGUUAAUAAGCCUAACGAAUUUGUAUUUCCUUACUAUGGGUUGGGACAGGUACAAUUGAAGUUGGGAGAUUUUAAAAGUGCACUAGCAAACUUCGAAAAGGUUUUAGAGGUCAAUCCUGAUAAUAGUGAGACAUUGAAAGUUCUUGGGCACAUUUAUGUGCAGCUGGGGCAGACAGAGAAGGCCCAGGAAUUUAUGAGGAAGGCUACAAAAAUUGAUCCACGUGAUGCCCAGGCAUUUCUUGACCUAGGGGAACUACUAAUAUCAUCUGACCCUGUAGCUGCUCUGGAGUCCCUAAAAACUGCUCGUACCCUUUUAAAAAAGGGAGGUCAAGAAACACCAAUCGAAGUUCUCAACAAUCUUGGAGUUCUCCAUUUUGAAAGGGGAGAAUUUGAGCUUGCUCAACAAACUUUCAGGGAGGCACUAGGUGAUGGAAUAUGGCUUGCCUUCAUUGAUGGUAAAGAAAACCCUCCACCUGUUGAUGCUAGUGCAUCAAAUCUUCAGUACAAAGACCUGCAUUUAUUUCAGCAUCUUGAGAAAGAGGGUCGUGUUGUCGAUUUACCUUGGAACAAAGUUACAACACUAUUUAACAUGGCAAGAUUACUCGAGCAGUUGCAUAACACUGAAACUGCGAGCAUAUUGUACCGUCUGAUCUUGUUUAAGUAUCCAGACUAUAUAGAUGCUUAUCUGAGGCUUGCUGCUAUUGCAAAAGCUCGAAACAAUCUUCAACUAAGCAUUGAGCUGGUCAAUGAUGCUAUGAAGGUGAAUCAGAAGUGCCCAAAGGCAUUAUCUAUGCUUGGAGACUUGGAAUUGAAGAAUGAUGAUUGGGUUAAGGCAAAAGAAACCUUACGUGCUGCUAGUGAAGCAACAGAAGGGAAGGAUUCCUAUGAUACGCUGUCUCUGGGGAACUGGAACUACUUUGCGGCUGUCCGUAAUGAAAAAAGAAAUCCUAAGUUGGAAGCUACACAUUUAGAAAAAGCUAAGGAACUUUACACAAAGGUUCUAGCUCAACAUUCUGCCAAUUUGUAUGCUGCAAAUGGCGCUGGAGUGGUAUUUGCUGAAAAGGGUCACUUUGAUGUUUCAAAAGAUAUUUUUACUCAGGUUCAAGAAGCUGCAAGCGGAAGCAUUUUUGUCCAGAUGCCAGAUGUCUGGAUAAAUUUGGCGCAUGUUUAUUUUGCCCAGGGCAAUUUUGCGUUGGCUGUGAAAAUGUAUCAGAAUUGCCUAAGGAAGUUUUUCUACAACACAGACUCUCAAAUUCUUCUCUAUUUAGCUCGCACAAAUUACGAGGCUGAACAAUGGCAAGACUGCAAAAAGACUUUGCUGAGAGCCAUCCAUUUGGCACCUUCAAAUUACGCACUGAGGUUUGAUGCAGGUGUUGUGAUGCAGAAGUUCUCAGCUUUAACCCUACAAAAGGAAAAGAGGACUGCAGAUGAGGUGCGCUUAACAGUUUCAGAGUUAGGAAAUGCUGUUCGUGUGUUUAAACAGUUGUCUGCCUCUGCUGCUUCAAACCUUCACUUUUAUGGGUUCGAUGAGAAGAAAAUUGAUACCCAUGUUGAGUACUGUAAACACUUACUUGAAGCAGCAAGAGUUCACCUAAAAAAUGCUGAACAUGAAGAGCAGAAAAACCGGCAUAAACAAGAAGCUCUUCGUCAGAUGGCAUUGGCUGAGGAAGCUCGUCGUAAGGCUGAAGAGCAGAGGAAAUUUCAGUUGGAAAGGAGAGUGCGAGAGGAUGAGCUGAAGCAGGUGAGGCAACAGGAGGAGCAUUUUGAGCGUAUAAAGGAGCAAUGGAAAAGCAGCACAUCUGGUUCUAAGAGAAGGGACAGGUCAGAGAUUGAUGAUGAGGAAGGUGGAAAUAGUGAGAAGCGGAGGAGAAAGGGUGGAAAGAGGAGAAAGAAGGACAAGCACUCAAGAUCACGUUAUGAAGCAGAGGAUGUGGAAGCAGAGAUGAUGGAUGAUCAGGAAGAACUGGAAGAUGAAAAUGCCAAGAUGAAUUAUGGGGAGCCUGCUGCGCAGAUUAAUGACCAAGAUGAUUAUGCGGCAGAAGAAAAUGCUCGGGAUCCUCUUGCAGCAGCUGGGCUAGAAGAUUCCGGUGCUGAGGACGAGGUUGCACCUGAAUCAGCAGCUAAUCGGCGAAGCCGUGCAUGGUCAGAAUCCGAUGAUGAUGAGCAAUUAGAUAGGCAGCCAGAGCCUGGUGAAAUCAGAGAAAAUUAUGCAGACAUGCCGGGAAGUGACAGAGUUAAGCUCGAUGAAGAAGGUGCCAUCAAUGAUGAUGAUUGAGAUCCACAGUCGAACCGAUGUUCAGGAACAAACCCAGCAAGGUGAAAGCCUUGGUUUGGGAGACCGUCAUAAUGUUUAUAGGUGCCAAUAUAUGCUCACAGCUUUAAAAACUUAUCACAAUCUGUAUUUGUACCUUGAAACUCGUAUUAAUAGAAACAAUAUUCAGCUAAAGCUUAUAGUGCCUGGCUCCUAACAAGUUCAUUUUCCGAGUGUUAUCAUGAGUUUCUAUACAUUGACUGCACAAUUUCAGCAA